AUGCCAAAAAGUUUGGGGGAAUAUAAAUGGGAAGUUGGAACUUAUUUCACUAACAAAAAGGAAUUCACUGAUGCAAUUAGGACAUAUGUUCUGAGUAAUGGCAGAAAUCUAAAAUUGAUUAAGAAUGACAAGAAGAGGGUAACUGUAAAAUGUUUGGGGGCCAAUGGUAAAUGUAAUUGGUAUGCUUAUUGUGCGUAUAUGUGUCUUGACAAGUCCUGGCAGUUAAGAAAAGUUAUUGAUGAUCACACGUGUAGUAGAGAUUUCAAUGUGAAGUUGAUAACUACCAAAUGGUUGAGUGAAAAGAUGGAAAAAACUAUCAGAGAGAACCCUAAUAUGAAAGUGAUGGACAUUAGGGAGAAACUGAGUAGGAAAUGGAAUGUAUCAAUCUCAAAAAACAUGGCCUUUAGGGCAAGAACCAUGGCAAAAUAUAGUGUUGAGGGGUCAUUUAAAGAACAAUUCAGAAGGCUCCAUGAUUAUGGUCAUGAGGUGCUGCAAAGGAAUCCAGCCCAUCAUAAGGACUCUUGGACUUGGUUCUUGGAACUUCUCAUUGAGGACCUUGGAGGGGUCGAUGUAGCUUCGUCAUGCACAUUCAUUUCUGACCAGCAAAAGGGUCUUUUGCAUGCUCUUCAAGAUCUUCUACAUAAUGUAGAACAAAGAUAUUGUGUUAGACAUUUGUAUUCUAACUUCAGAAAGCAAUAUCCUGGGAAGGACCUUAAACAGCUCAUGUGGAGUGCUACAACAGCCACAUAUCCUCAAGUACUCAACAGAUUUCAAAAGAAGUCAUGGCUAACAAGAUAUUGGUUACCAAGGUGGUCAUCAGACCAAUUAUUUGAAGUGAUUCACAUUUCACAAUUUGGGGAGCAAUUUGUUGUCAACCUUGACAACAAAGACUGCAGUUGUAGAGGAUGGUUAAUCAGUGGCAUUCCUUGCACUCAUGCCAUCACUGCAAUGAAGUUCUUGAACUUAAAUGCAGAAGAACAUAUUGCCCAUUGGUUUACCAAGUCUGCUUAUGAAGAGACUUAUAACAGCAUCAUAUAUCCUAUCAACGGGCAACAUGUGUGGGAGAUUACACCUUAUCCUGAUAUACUACCUCCAAAGAAAAGGGAGAUGCCAGGACGUCCCAAGAAAAAAAGAAGACUACAACCUUGGGAGUUGAAGAAGAAUGACUCCGAAUUAAGAAAGAGUGGGAGAAAAAAGACUUGUGAUGUCUGCAAAGAAUUGGGACACGACAAAAAGACUUGUCCACAACGACAUAUGCCUUCAUCACAUGUCCUUGUUGACCAACCAACUCAGGAAUCUACUGUCACACAUGUCCCUGCUGACCAACCAACUUAG
Vigna radiata var. radiata (mung bean) is the source of this 1335-nucleotide messenger RNA. RefSeq lists its product as uncharacterized. Bases 1 to 1335 code for a protein of 444 amino acids. Gene Ontology annotation, molecular function: zinc ion binding. Lineage: Eukaryota; Viridiplantae; Streptophyta; Magnoliopsida; Fabales; Fabaceae. The record is from RefSeq and is a predicted model, not a curated record. The transcript is spliced from 5 exons.